AUGGCCGUAGAGAAGAAAGAUCCGCCGCCCCCAUACGGCGUAGAAUUCAUCACAUAUAGGGACGACAGUGAGGCCGAAUCUCGAGAAGGAAAUUCAUCUCGAAACUAUGGGCAUGAGAAUUCAACAAGCCAAGCAGGAGAGGGUACGAACCGAUCUCUCAAUCAUGGAAAUCGAAACAACGUUCGGCAGAUUUCGAGUAUUGCAACCGUCAUCACGGCCAUUAUUGUCUUUUUUGUGGCGUAUAUAUUUGGGUCCUUGAUUACCUUGCUACUGAAUCUUCUCAAGGAGCGUACCACGGCACACCUAUACGGCAGAAUGUAG
This is a messenger RNA of Daldinia vernicosa, 321 nucleotides long. RefSeq lists its product as uncharacterized. The transcript has a single exon. The coding region runs from base 1 to 321 and encodes 106 amino acids. NCBI's taxonomy places the organism in Eukaryota, Fungi, Ascomycota, Sordariomycetes, Xylariales, Hypoxylaceae. The record is from RefSeq and is a predicted model, not a curated record.